Molecule: messenger RNA, 4130 nt
Organism: Scleropages formosus (Asian bonytongue)
Lineage: Eukaryota; Metazoa; Chordata; Actinopteri; Osteoglossiformes; Osteoglossidae
Product: palmitoyltransferase ZDHHC2-like
Exons: 13
Coding region: 2032-3543 (503 amino acids)
Biological process (GO): synaptic vesicle maturation; protein targeting to membrane; peptidyl-L-cysteine S-palmitoylation
Cellular component (GO): endoplasmic reticulum; Golgi apparatus
Molecular function (GO): protein-cysteine S-palmitoyltransferase activity
Source: RefSeq, a predicted model, not a curated record
CCCGACUCAUUCAUGAAUAUUCAUCUCAGAAAAUAAUCGUGGACAGAGUUUUCAUCCUCGCCGAUCGGCAGUUCCUGCACAAGCCGUAAUUUAAGUUGCGACUGCGUUCUAACCCAAAUCAAAAGUGAUGUUUCAGAUUAGCAUGGAGAGGCAUCGUGUCCCCGAGGCGCCGGCAUGCAGCAGCAGCACAAGAGCUCCUUCUCGCUCAACAUGUGACCGCAUCCUGGUCCUGAGCUCCCCAGCACCACCGUGGCUCCAGCUGUGUCCUCACCGUGGCCGAAUCCAGCGUUACAUCAUCCUCCUGCAGCCUUGUGGGGAUUUCUGUGCCUCCCCCACCCCUCACCCCCCACCCCCCAGGGAGCUAAACUGUCUUGUUUAUUUAAUCCCAGAUGAAGCAUUAACAGUGAAAGCAAAGCGACGCAUCUGCGGUGGUGGGGGGGGUCUCCGCAACACGGACAGCGUGUCUUCUGGUCACACGAUGGACACGGGUCCUUUGGGGGAGUCCCCGUGUCAGCAUGAUGUCCGACGUGGAUACGAUCGCUCCCGAUUCCUAAGCGAUGUGUGUUUAUGUGCAGUUGGUGCGAUGUUCCGCUCUUUAAAGGGACGAACAGUGGACGUUUGCCUUAAACUGACGACCUGCACGACCUGCAUGUUUCUCAGCAACCGUCAUCAUGGGCAACCGAGUGUCCAUGGUGCUAUUAGAGGCAUUCUCAAAACAAGUUUGUAUUUUCAAACAGUGUAACAGAUCUGCGGUGUGGGGGUUGGGGGGUUGGGGGGGUUGGGCAGGGCUGUAUCGCCACUGCUGUGUGAUUUGUCGCCUAAAGUGGUCACAUGUCUGACAUCUCCUUUCUAAGUUCAUGCGGUAAAAGCAAUAAGCUGAUGCUGACAGUCUGGCGGGGGGGAGGGGCACAGGAGACAGGUGGGGGUCCCUCCCCCCACACCCCACCCCACCCCACCCCACUUCAACUCACCUCACCUCACCUCACCUCACCUGGACCGCAUGUCAGCCUGCGCAGCCUUCGGGGCCUGGGUGCAGCGAGGGGUCCGUUUGGAUCAGAACCCAGAGUGGCGUCUCCAGGGAGCCAAACACAUUCCUGAUAUUUCAUAGUAACAGAACACUUUGUACUCGUCUACAACUGCUACUGUAUUUAUUUUAAUUACUCUGUUCGGGAAUGGAAGCAUUUUAUGUAACAAAUGAGAAUGAGUAGAAACACAACAACAGUAGAUGACCUCAGUAGCCUUGCAAUGAAGUUCAUUAUUAUUAUUAUUAUUAUUAUUAUUAUUUUUAUGUGUUUCAUGUUUUAGGUCUCAUUAGGCAGCAUUGUGUAUCUUUCUGCUCUUUACUGUUUGCGCUGCUUUAUGCAUCUCCAUGACGAAACCGAUAUGCAAUACAUUUCACAAGCAAGAAGAUGUUUAAAGACGCAAUAAAACGAUCCUCUGUGUGACAGGACACAAAUAGACCAUAAUAACUGAAUCUCUUUGUUCGUUUAUGGGGUUUUUAUUGUGAGCGAGACCUCGCUGGUGUGGGACUGAAUGUUCCGGAAAGGCCGUCCGGGCCUCUCCGGACCCCGCGUCGCUGCUCUGUCUCUGCGUGACUCUCGUGGACAGUGUGUAGCGUGUGUCUAGCUGGCGUGUAGCUGUGUCACGCGUGCGCUGGGGUGCGGGCCCGAAUGCUGCUCUCCAAACGUGUACGAAUGCAUGAAUAAAUGAUUUUGAAAGGAGCAGGAAAUCCGUCUGAUCUGCUUUGUGCGUCACCUGUACAGUCCAGCGCUCACAUGUGGUCGGGGUCAUCACAUCUAUGAAAUUAUAUUACAAUUAUAUUUAUUACACUUCAGUUUUCAUUCGUCCACAUUUGGUUUGAUUCACAGAGAGCUGCUCCUCCCCCUGCAGUCUCAGGCCUUACGGUUUCCCCUCACUUUUUACUGCAGUACUUCGGGCUCUGCUGGCAGCACUGUAAAUGUACUCUUCCUUAGGGGUAAGCUACCCUGUCACGUGACUGGCUGAGCCCCCAGGCCUAAUAAACACAGCUACAUGUCACACUUUCUCACAAACACCGAGAAAAAAAAAAGAGUCAGUCACGGAAAGCGGGACACGUGCCCGCCACGUGGCCACCGAGUCUACAAAGGGUGCGCGCGGGGCGGCGUCCGAUGGGGACGUCAUGGCAACGGGACGGAAAGCGAGGGCCGCGGCCGCAAGGGGGCGGAGCUUCGAGGGGGCGGAGCUUCGAGGGGCUGCACCGGACAGGCUGCUGCUGCUGCUGCUGCUGCUGCGGACCGAGCGCGCAGGAGACGGGAGGAUCGGAAGCGCUGUGCGCUCGAGCUGCGGGGCCUCGCGUUCCGGGUUCCGAGUUCCGGGUUCCGGGUUCCGGGUUCGGCUCAGAAAGUUGCGCAGCCCGGGUGCUGGGAUCCGGAUCGAUGCGAGUCCGGCCGGAUGGCGCCGUCGGGCUCCGGAGCCGUGAGAUCGGGCUGUCGGAGAGUUUUCUACUGGAGCCCCGUUCUGUUCAUCAGCGCCAUCGUGGUUUGGUCCUACUACGCGUUCGUGCUGCAGCUGUGCGUGGAGUCCAUUGACAGCGUUGCUCAGAAAGUGGCCUACCUGCUGGUGUACCACGUCCUGCUGUUUAUGUUCGUCUGGGCCUACUGGAGGACCAUCUUCACCAGGCCCAUGAUGCCGCUUGAGGAGUUCCACUUGCCCCCGGCGGACAGACAGCUGCUGGAGCGCGAAGACCGAGCAGAGUCCGUCCAGGAGGUGUUGAGGAGGGUAGCCAAAGAGCUGCCCGUGUACACGAGGACAGCGUCCGGAGCUAUCCGCUUCUGCGACCGCUGUCACCUGGUCAAACCGGACCGCUGCCACCACUGCUCCGUCUGCAACAAGUGCAUCCUAAAGAUGGACCACCACUGUCCCUGGGUGAACAACUGUGUGGGCUUCUCCAAUUACAAGUUUUUCCUGCUUUUUCUGGCGUAUUCUCUGCUCUACUGUCUUUUCAUUACCGCCACAGACAUGCCGUACUUCAUCAGGUUCUGGACUAACAGCCUGCCGGACACCCAGGCCAAGUUCCACAUCAUGUUCCUGUUCUUUGCCGCCGCCAUGUUCUUCAUCAGCCUGUCUUCGCUGUUCAGCUACCACUGCUGGCUGGUGUGCAAGAACCGCUCCACCCUCGAGGCCUUCCGAGCCCCGGUGUUCCAGCAUGGACCCAACAAGAACGGCUUCAGCCUGGGGGCGUCCAAGAACAUCCGCCAGGUGUUUGGAGACGAGAAGAAGUACUGGGCGCUGCCCGUUUUCUCCAGCCUCGGCGACGGCUGCUCCUUUCCCACGUGCCUGGUGAGCCAGGACCCGGAGCAGGCGCCCGUGCCGGCCGGGCAGCGCCCUCCAGUGGUUGGCCCUGGAGGAGCCCACCCAUUCCCCCCCAGGCCAGCGAGGGGGUCCCAGACCUGGCUGUUGGGCGGCGGGUCGUCUGAGACCGAGAGCGAUGGUGGCAAACAGAGGGACUCGCGGGGCAAGAGAGGUACGAGCAACCCGGGAAUGACGAUCGAAAAGGAGACCUAACAUGAAGGGGAGAAUUUCAACCCCGGACAGAAGGUCAAAGGUGUGAUAGAACGGAGGAGGCGUCGGUCUGCAGGGCAUCAUCUUCUGUUUCACUGGGGACCCUUGAUUUGGCAGAACCCGUUUGUCCGAAUGGCCUCUUUGCCACCCUGUGCCCCGCCCGGCCUCGCGGGAACUCGGGCGGCAAGGCUGGAGAGCGGCUCCACGGAACGUCCGUUUACGGAAACGGAUUCGGCCGAUUUGAAGGGCGGAGGAGGACCCCGACCCGCGAGGAUGCGCGUCCCGGCAGCCCGUCCCAUCCGCAAGGAGCUCUUCUGGCCCUCGGGUUGCUCGCCCGAUCACCCGAGAAGAUCCGAGAUCCACAGAAGCACUUCAGUCAAAAAAAUUUUGUGUCCACGGGGUCGGGGGGCUGAGAGACCCCUUCAGAGUGACUCCCUGCAGAGGGACGAGACUGGGCUCCAACAUUCGGCGUCCCUUGUCCCUGCGACUCAAACCUGCUACUGCCGCCAACAAAACGUGUGUCCAUGCGCACGCACACACACGCACCAGCUUGUGGAUUAAACAGCCUUGUUAGACAGAAUUUAAACUGA